CUCCAACAUCUAAGCUCCGUACAGUAGUGUGCUGAUAGCUGAGCCAUGAAGCAGUGUGGUUAUCUGAUCCUGACGGCGACGCUGCUGGUGUUGUUCGUCGGUGGUGCUACCGCUCAGAACUUUCCAUUUGCGUCCUGUUUCAAUGCAACAACACUUGCAAAUAUAAAGGCAGAAAUCUGCGCUGAUCUGAACUUGACAAGUACCGCAUGCAAGAGCCAAGAAGGUAAGAUAGCGAAAUGCAGCACAAGCGUCAUACAAGCCAGUGCUGGGGCUGCCGCCGACUGUAUGAAAUCUCAGGCUGGCUUCACCGUCCCUCCACUAUUGAAAAGCACACCAGUUGCAGCAAUGACUGCAGCCAUAAUCAAACAACCGACACUGUGUGCUAAAGUUCCGGCUGUGAUGGAGUGUUUUGAGGCCAAAACAAAAAUGCCUCAGAAAGUGUCGGCCUGUCUCAAACAAUAAAUCUACCAAGUAAAUUCGCUACUCAGACGUCAACACACCUGAUGAACCCUGAAACUCCCUGAGAAAACAUGGUACAUUCAGUGUCGUCCUUCCCUGAUUGACAAGCUGCAGUAACCCUUAACAACAACCAACCAACCAUCAACAAACCCAACAACAACAACAAUGAUCAGCAGCCCACCACUUCAUUACCAAAUUUGUACAACUAAAAUUAACAGAUUUAUUGCUGCAAAUAUUGCUCUCCAAUACCAACUUUGAUAUUUUUGCAUUUGUCCUGCAUGAAAUUAAUUUUUUUUUUCCAAAAACUUUAACCCAUUUUAUAGUACG
This is a messenger RNA of Cherax quadricarinatus, 786 nucleotides long. RefSeq lists its product as uncharacterized. The record is from RefSeq and is a predicted model, not a curated record. Lineage: Eukaryota; Metazoa; Arthropoda; Malacostraca; Decapoda; Parastacidae.